AUGUCGGAUGCCUCCUGCCCCAGCCAGGCGCCCGCUUACCCCUGCGGCUGCUGCGGGGCUGAGUUCCCGCGCCUGUGGGCCCUGCACUCCCACGCCCGCUCGCACCCUGAGGGCCACGGCUACGCCUGUCCAACCUGCGGCAAGGCCUUCGCCCGCUCCUCAGCCCUGCUCCGCCAUGAGGCCGUGCACCGUGGGGAGAAGCCCUUCCUCUGCGCCCAGUGCGGCAAAGGCUUUGCCCAGGCGGCUCAGCUGGAGACCCAUGGGCGAUCGCACACGGGCGACCGCCCCUUCGCCUGCCCGACCUGCGCCAAGGCCUUCAUGUCCUCCUCCCACCUAGCGCAGCACCGGCGCACCCACUGGGCUGAGCGCAAGCACGCCUGCCCGCUGUGCGGCAAGACCUUCCUGCGCCCAUGGGACGUGGCCCAGCACCGGCGCUUCCACACGGGCGAGCGGCCCUUCCGCUGCGAGCGCUGCAGGCGCGGCUUCUUCCGCUCCUCCGACCUGCUGCGGCACCAGCGGGUGCACACGGGCGAGCGGCCCUUCCGCUGCGAGUGCUGCGGCAAGAGCUUCGCCCGCUCCUCUGUGCUGGCCAAGCACGCCCGCAGCUACACCGGCAAGCGGCCCCACCGCUGCCAGGCCUGCCCCAAGGCCUACGGCACUGCCUCCCAGCUCACGGAGCACCAGCGGGUGCACACGGGCGAGCGGCCCUUCCUCUGCUCCGUCUGCGGCAAGACCUUCGCCUACUCCCUCCUGCUGCGCCGUCACCUGAAGCUCCACACCGGGGAGCGGCCCCACCCCUGCCCUGAGUGCCCCAAAGCCUUCAAGACCUCGGAGCACCUGCAGAAGCACCGGCUGAUUCACACCCGGGACAGCGCUGCUGGCGAGAGGAGGCAGCAGCCGAAAAGGGAGGCGGGGCUGGAGGCGGAGUGA
Molecule: messenger RNA, 930 nt
Organism: Gopherus flavomarginatus (Mexican gopher tortoise)
Lineage: Eukaryota; Metazoa; Chordata; Testudines; Testudinidae
Product: zinc finger protein 239-like
Exons: 1
Coding region: 1-930 (309 amino acids)
Biological process (GO): regulation of transcription by RNA polymerase II
Molecular function (GO): DNA-binding transcription factor activity; RNA polymerase II cis-regulatory region sequence-specific DNA binding
Source: RefSeq, a predicted model, not a curated record